This is a messenger RNA of Eruca vesicaria subsp. sativa (arugula), 1851 nucleotides long. NCBI's taxonomy places the organism in Eukaryota, Viridiplantae, Streptophyta, Magnoliopsida, Brassicales, Brassicaceae. The record is from the annotation of a GenBank genome assembly.
AUGAUUACUACGAUGUACUCAGAAGAAUCCGGAAGAAGUAGUUACUUGCCACGCAAGAGACAUCUCGAAAACCCUUCUGAAGAACAUAGCAAAAGAUCGAGACAUUACCAUCGUGAUCAAUACCAAAACACGAACUCUAUCCCUCAUGGUUGGCUAGAUUGUCCUAGUUUCGGUAAAGAGAUCGGCGGUUUUAUCAUCCCUUCAAAAGUCCCUCUCAGCGAAUCUUACAACGACCAUCUCCCUCCCGACAAAAGAUACUCUUUCAAAUAUUGGUUAAGUAACGGACCUAAGAAGCUUGGUCUAGUGAUUGAUCUCACCAACACGACUCGUUACUAUAACCCUAGCACAGAGUUAAGAAGGGAGAGGAUCGAGUACGUUAAGAUUCGUUGCAGUGGUCGUGACUCUGUCCCUGAUAACGUCUCCGUAAACACUUUUGUCCACGAGGUGAAUCAGUUUGAGAGACAUAACUUCCCUAAGAAGCUUCUCGUUCACUGUACGCAUGGUCAUAACCGUACAGGCUUCAUGAUUGUUCAUUACCUUAUGCGGUCUAGGCCUAUGAUGAGUGUUACACAGGCUCUUAAAACGUUUUAUGAUGCUCGUCCUCCAGGGAUAUACAAAGCGGAUUACAUUGAUGCUCUUUACAGUUUCUAUCACGAAGUAAAGCCAGAGAGUGCUGUUUGUCCACAAACACCUGAGUGGAAGAGGUCUGAAGACGAGUCUUUAUCACCGUGUGUCCCUUCACUACAAGAGGAAGUGAAAGUGAUCAAGAAGAUGUCAAUUGAUGACGUUUUGGGAGAUGAGAUACCUUACAGUCAAGAGAAGUGUUACCAGGAGUUUUGUUAUAAGAUGAUGAAUGUUAAGAUAGAUGGAAAACCUUUGCAGUUUCCUGGUUCGCAUCCUGUAUCUUUAGACAGGGAAGGGCUUCAACUCUUGAGGCAGAGGUACUAUUACGCGACGUGGAAAGCAGAUGGGACACGUUACAUGAUGCUCUUGACUAGAGAAGGAUGUUAUUUGAUAGACAGGAAUUUCAGAUUCAGAAGAGUACAGAUGCGUUUCCCUUGUAGGCCUCACGAGCCUAAAGUGCAUGACUACACUUUGCUUGAUGGAGAGAUGGUUGUAGAUAACUUUGUAGACGGACAAGGAAGGCCUUGUCAGGCGAGGAGGUAUCUUGUCUAUGACAUGGUGGCAGUUAACGGUGUAUCAGUAGCUGACCGUCCUUUUAGUGAAAGAUGGAGCAUUGUCGAUAGAGAAGUGAUGAGACCUCGUAACGAUGAGAAGAAGGUUACAAACCAUUGGUACAGAUACGAGAUGGAGCCUUUUGGGGUACGUAUAAAAGCGUUUUGUAUACUCUCUGCUUUGGAGAAGAAGGUGUUCAACGAGCUGAUACCUAAGCUUUCACAUGAGUCCGAUGGGAUUAUACUUCAAGGUUGGGACGACCCUUAUGUUUACCAGAGAAACCAAGGCUUAUUCAAGUGGAAGUUUCAAGACACUAUUGACUUUUUAUUUGAAGUGGGUAGAGAUGGGCGUUACAUGCUGUUCUUGUAUGAAAACGGGAGGAAAAAGCUUAUGAAUGGACACACGGUUGAGUUUAGAGGUGGUGGUUGGGACCACCCGGGUUGUUACUCUGGGAAGCUUUUGGAGUGUUUCUGGGAUAAAGAGGAUAAAGUAUGGGUGCCUAUGAGGGUUAGAGUUGAUAAGUCUCGACCAAAUGGCAUGGGAACUUUUCGUGGUGUGAUGAAAUCUAUUAAUGAUGAUAUAACUAAGGAGGUUUUGCUGGAUGAGAUUAAAGAGAUUGUUCGUCUUCCAAUGUACGUUGAGCGUAUUGAUAGGGAUACUCAACGUAAAGUCUGA